Molecule: messenger RNA, 1138 nt
Organism: Lemur catta (Ring-tailed lemur)
Lineage: Eukaryota; Metazoa; Chordata; Mammalia; Primates; Lemuridae
Gene: RASL10A
Product: RAS like family 10 member A
Exons: 3
Coding region: 166-777 (203 amino acids)
Molecular function (GO): GTPase activity; GTP binding
Source: RefSeq, a predicted model, not a curated record
GCCUGCCGGCUCCGUCCUCGGGCCUGGCCCCCCGCGGCCUCGGGUGCUCCGGAGGGCGACGAGGAGCGCGGGGGCCGCGGCGCACCGGACAGGGCGCGCGGGGCGCACGGCGCGGCGCCGGCCCAUGAGGCUUCCCGGCGCCGGGGGAGGCAGCGCCGGGCGGCCAUGGGGGGCAGCCUGCGGGUGGCCGUUCUGGGCGCCCCGGGUGUGGGCAAGACAGCCAUCAUCCGCCAGUUCCUGUUCGGUGACUACCCCGAGCGCCACCGGCCCACGGACGAGCCGCGCCUCUACCGGCCUGCAGUGCUGCUCGACGGUGCCGUCUACGACCUGAGCAUCCGCGACGGCGACGUCGCUGGCCCCAGCCCGAGCCCGGGGGGUGUCGAGGAGUGGCCGGAUCCUAAGGACUGGAGCUUGCAGGACACGGACGCCUUCGUGCUCGUCUACGACAUCUGCAGCCCGGACAGUUUCGAUUACGUGAAGGCCCUGCGGCAGCGCAUCGCGGAGACCAGGCCGGCGGGUGCGCCCGAAGCGCCCAUCCUCGUGGUAGGCAACAAGCGGGACCGGCAGCGGCUGCGCUUCGGACCGCGGCGCGCGCUGGCAGCCCUGGUGCGCAGGGGCUGGCGCUGCGGCUACCUCGAGUGCUCGGCCAAGUACAACUGGCACGUGCUGCGCCUCUUCCGCGAGCUGCUGCGCUGCGCUCUGGUGCGCGCGCGCCCUGCACACCCGGCCCUACGCCUGCAGGGGGCGCUGCACCCCGCGCGCUGCAGCCUCAUGUGACCAAAUAGGACGCCGCCGCCCAAGGGUCCCCCAUUUGACUGGAACAGCCAGGGACCUGGAUUGGACCAGAUUGCCCAACUUCACUCGGAAUGGACAGGGCACAGUCUCCUCCCUGAUUGGAUGAGGAAACCUCCCACCUAAUCUCCUGGGCGACAGGCUUCUCUUUGAACUUCAUUGGACCCGGCCAGGUCCAUUGGACACGACCAGUCCUUUCUGGGACCUCAUUGGGUCAUGGGCCCACUGGAUGGGAAGGACUUGGCCGUUGAUGUGACUGGAAGUGCUCAGACUGCUCCCGGAGCUUCACUGGACAUACUCUUUAUGCCACACCGCUCUCUCCGUAAUAAAAGGGGAAACAAUUUGA